ACUAUUUUCAAUGAAUGAGUACGAUCUCAUUAAUUAAUUCAUUUUAAAGACUAAUUUAGGAAAAUAAGUGCUUUUGAACAUGAGAAUACGUUUUUACUGACUCCCGUCAAAGUGAAACAGCGCACUCCCGCUAGUCACUGAACAACGUCGCCGGCUGCGAUGGAAACCACCGUAAGAUUAUUCGGCUCCUCAAACCGCCCCCUCUCCGUAGCUCUCUUCCUCCGAACCCCUUCUCAUAGCCUUUCCCCCAAACAUAUUUCAACAAUUCCACAUCGUUUCCGUCCAAUUCCAACCUCCCGUCUGUCACUCUCCAUCUACAAUGGCAAACCCUGGAACGCAUUAUUUUCAAUUCCCACCUUCCCACACUCACCCCCAAUGGUUUCCCGUUCUUCUCUUCUGAAUCCCAUAAUUUCCUCUCCUAUUUUUGCGCGCAUCUUCUGGGGUCCCAGAGACAAGCUCUUCGAUUGGCAUUUUGCUCCGGACGGAGAAAAGGGGCGGGGAAUUCGAUGUCUGGGAAGUAAUGGGCCUGUGGUGACUGUGGUCUUACUGGGUUGGCUAGGAGCCAAGCCUAAGCACCUGAGAAGGUACAUUGAGCUGUAUAAGUCCAUGGGUAUUCAUUCUGUAACGUUUGUAGCUUCCGUGAGAGAUGUCCUUUCCUUCGAUUUAGCCGGGAAACUCGAGGAGAGGAUUUCAUCCAUGGCUAGUGAGCUGGCUUCGUGGCUGUCACAGUCAGAGAAGGACGGAAGGGAAAGGGUCUUGAUCUUCCAUACUUUCAGCAAUACCGGCUGGCUUGCAUAUGGUGCCAUUCUUGACAAUUGGAGGAAUCGAAAGGAUGUAUUGGACAAGAUCAAGGGAUGCGUUGUUGAUUCAGGAGGAGACCCACAUAUAGACCCCAAGGUUUGGGCAGCAGGCUUUACUGCAGCAUUGCUGAAGAAGCGCAGCUCUUUUGUAUUGCCCGGAGAGGUGGAACAUGGUUCCUCAAAAAUACAAGGAAAGAAGCCCUCUUUGAUGGAAACAUUGCUCUUUGACGGCUUUGAAAAACUUUUCUCAUUUAUUCUGAACUUGCCAAGUGAAAACAGAAGGUUGGCAAAGAUCAUAUCUACUCUUGUGAAUGAGCAGCCCCUCUGUCCUCAGCUCUAUGUUUACAGUACUGCAGACACGGUCAUUCCAUUUCAGUCUGUUGAAUUUUUUAUCGACGAGCAAAGAAAGAAUGGGAGGGACGUGUUGUCAUUCAACUUCGGUACAUCUCCUCAUGUAGACCAUUACCGAAAUUUCCCUUCUGCCUAUGCAUCCCUUCUGCAGAAUUUUGUCGAAAAAUGUUUGGUCAUGGUUAAGGAAACAUAUUGAUCCAUCCAUCAACUAUACUACAUAUUAACAUUGUCAAUUUGCCAUUGUUGUGUGGUAAGCUGAAUUAACUAUCGGAAUAUGUACCGAAAAUGUCAUUUAGCCUUGUGACUGAUUAUUAAUGUGUGUAUCAAAAGGAAAAUCAGAUCGCGACACUAAGUAUGAGCGAUUGGACAAAACAAAACUACGAAGUAUAAAAUCGGCCAAAAUAUAAUCUAUUGCCUUUA
Molecule: messenger RNA, 1571 nt
Organism: Cuscuta campestris
Lineage: Eukaryota; Viridiplantae; Streptophyta; Magnoliopsida; Solanales; Convolvulaceae
Source: the annotation of a GenBank genome assembly